Messenger RNA from Lutra lutra (Eurasian river otter), 1574 nucleotides. Its product is annotated as leukocyte elastase inhibitor-like. Bases 43 to 1179 code for a protein of 378 amino acids. NCBI's taxonomy places the organism in Eukaryota, Metazoa, Chordata, Mammalia, Carnivora, Mustelidae. The transcript has a single exon. Gene Ontology annotation, molecular function: serine-type endopeptidase inhibitor activity. The record is from RefSeq and is a predicted model, not a curated record. Gene Ontology annotation, biological process: negative regulation of endopeptidase activity.
UUCUUUACCCGGAGCCUGUCCGAACACGGAGCCGCCUUCACCAUGGAGCAGCUGAGCACAGCCAACACCCAUUUCGCCGUGGACCUGUUCCGCGCUUUGAAUAAGGACAAUCCUACUGGGAAUAUCUUCAUCUCUCCCUUCAGCAUUUCAUCAGCACUGGCCAUGAUCUUUCUGGGGACUCGAGGCAAUACUGCAGCACAGGUGUCCAAGACUCUUCAUUUUGAUACGGUUGAAGAGAUUCAUUCAAAAUUUCAGAGUCUGAAUGCUGAUAUCAACAAAUGUGGAGCUUCCUAUAUCCUGAAACUUGCUAAUAGGUUAUAUGGAGAGAGGACAUACAAUUUCCUCCCUGAGUUCCUAGCUUCAACUCAGAAAAUGUAUGGUGCUGAAUUGGCCAGUGUGGAUUUUCAGCAAGCCUCUGAAGAUUCGAGGAAGGUGAUUAAUGAGUGGGUCAAAGGGCAGACAGAAGGGAAGAUUCCAGAACUGUUGGAAGCAGGUACAGUUGACAGCAUGACUAAACUCGUGCUGGUGAACGCCAUCUAUUUCAAAGGCAGCUGGGAGGAUGAGUUCCGGAAGGAAGACACUGCGGAUACCCCAUUCCGACUGAAUAGGAAAGACAAAAAAACCGUGAAAAUGAUGUAUCAGAAGAAGAAACUCCCAUUUGGCUACAUCCAGGACCUUAAGUGCCGUGUGCUGGAACUACCUUACCGGGGCAAAGAGCUCAGCAUGAUUAUCCUGUUGCCUGAUGACAUUGAGGAUGGGUCCACGGGUCUCAAGAAGCUUGAGGAACAGUUGACUCUGGAAAAACUGCAUGAGUGGACCAAAGCUGAGAAUCUGGAUUGGGUUGAAGUCAACGUCCACUUGCCCAAGUUCAAACUGGAGGAGAGCUAUGACCUCAACUCCCACCUAGCCCACCUGGGUAUAGAGGAUCUCUUUAGUCGCAAGGCUGAUCUGUCUGGCAUGUCAGGAACCAGGGAUCUUUUCAUAUCAAAAGUUGUCCACAAGUCCUUUGUGGAGGUGAAUGAAGAGGGCACAGAGGCGGCAGCCGCUACAGCAGGCAUUGCCACCUUUGCCAUGUUGGUGCACGAGGAGAACUUUGUUGCUGACCAUCCAUUCAUUUUCUUCAUUCGGCACAAUCCCUCAUCUCACAUCCUGUUCUUGGGCAGACUUUCUUCCCCUUAGAGACUGGAAAUACGAGGUCAAGCUUAGAGCUUUGUUAGCUGCACUUUUAAUGGUGUCAAGUUUCACACAUCUUUGCCAAUACCACUACCAUCCCUAAGCAGAUCUUUAAUUUCACUUGUAAGUUCAGCUCUUUCCUGUUUACAUACUCCCGUGAACUUUGGCACAGAUAUCUAUUUUCCUAUUUUUUUUUAUAUUGACAAAGUCCAGUGAUUGCUUUUGAAUGCAAGUAAAAAAAAAAUCAAGAAAUGAGAUGUGUUAGAUUCUUGACAACAUAGUAGUGUAUGAAGUUGCUAUGCUCUCCUGAUAGCCAAAGGAAACAUGGUAAUUCUGUAAUUUAUUUUACGCACAGAAUUUUGAAAGCCCAUAUCGAGAGAUGCAUAUUGUAGAAAGGAGGC